Molecule: messenger RNA, 1248 nt
Organism: Thermochaetoides thermophila DSM 1495
Lineage: Eukaryota; Fungi; Ascomycota; Sordariomycetes; Sordariales; Chaetomiaceae
Product: DNA repair exonuclease-like protein
Exons: 5
Coding region: 1-1248 (415 amino acids)
Biological process (GO): protein N-linked glycosylation; DNA repair; DNA damage checkpoint signaling
Cellular component (GO): checkpoint clamp complex
Source: RefSeq, a predicted model, not a curated record
AUGGAUUCGUCACUGCAUGAGGUCUGGCAGGCCGCAGCUGGCUCGCCCUUUGUACCCCUCGUCGGAAAGGGCAGUCAAUUCCUGGUCGCCUUCUUCCUACUGCUGCUGGGUUUGUCACUGGGCACUGCCUUCGCCCUGAACCGUUCGCUCCUGAACCUGCCUGUCCUGGCCUUCCCGGCAUCUCUAGCCCUUGCAUUUGCCAUAUCCAUGGACUCCCAGGGUUCUCCAACACCUCUGUUCCGGGCGGUCGCCAGCUCGACAAGGCCCCUCUACCAACUCCUCAAGGCCAUCAACUUUACGAACAAGGUACAUGUCGACAUAACAGAAAACGGCCUGAGGUUUGCCGCAGACCAUGCCCGGGUUAUGCAAGGAGUCGCGCACUGGAAUAAAACCCUCUUCACCUCCUACACGACCAACUUCCCGUCCAACCCUCCAGCUGAGGACGCUAGCUCAGAAGAUGACAAUGAGGCCGCCAUCCCAUCUUUUCAGAUCUCCCUCCCCGCGCUCCUCGAAACCCUCCAAAUUUUUGGCGCCGUCGACGCCGCCACACGCCAGGCCAAGGCCGACGUCGACCCCUACCGAAGCAACCUACGCAAUUACCGCUCCGACGCCUUCAGCGCCCAGACCCUUGGCAUGUCUGGUACCUGCUCCCUCAGCUACCCCCAAGAAGGCGGCCCCUUCAGCAUCGUCCUUGACGAAGCCGGUGUAAGCACCACCUGCAACCUGACGACCUACGUCCCUGAAACCCCAGACGACAUCCCCUUCAACCUGGAGGACAUCUCCUUUAAGAUCAUCACGCAAGCACGCUACAUCCUGGACGCCCUCGCCGAGCUGGCUCCAUCUAAUCCGGAGAAACUCACUAUUGCUGCGUCGCGAUCUGAGCCCUACCUUCGUUUCACCAGCUCGGGUGGUGCCCUCGGCUCGAGCACGGUCGACUUUGCUAAGGGCAAGGACCUGCUCGAGACAUUUUCUGUAAAUGGGACCAACGGCAGGCGGAAAUGGAUGCAGACAUUCAAGUUCGACAUGAUCAAAGCCGCCACCGAGGCGAUGCGGAUUGCGAGCAAAGUGAGCUUGCGUGGGGACGGCCAGGGCGUGUUAAGUAUGCAGUUUAUGGUGGAGAUUGAGGGAUGUGGGCCCAGCUUUCUGGACUUUCGGUUUGUGCCGUAUGCGGUGUGUGAGGAGGAGGAUGAAGAGGAGAACGAAGAAGAAGUUGGAGAGAGUGAGGAGGACGAUGGGGACAAGGAGUAA